Orcinus orca (killer whale) is the source of this 2024-nucleotide messenger RNA. RefSeq lists its product as uncharacterized. Lineage: Eukaryota; Metazoa; Chordata; Mammalia; Artiodactyla; Delphinidae. The transcript has 6 exons. The coding region runs from base 1 to 765 and encodes 254 amino acids. The record is from RefSeq and is a predicted model, not a curated record.
AUGGCAGAGGGGAUUAGCAAGAGGGGCACCCGGGACCUGGUUUUAAAUUGGCGAGUGCUGCUUAUAAGGAAACACUCUUCCCUCUCGCAGGCAAUCCGUCAUUCACUACUGGCCGCUCUACCUCUCCACACGGAAAAACGUAGGACUCGGACGGCCUCGGCGCGGGCUGGGCCCCGGGGACCCUCUGGGAACAAGGGCUCGCGGGCGGGCGGCCGAGUGCCGGCCAGCGGGGCUCGGAUAGGAGCCGCCCGCGCCAGGUCGGAGGGCGACUGCUUCCCCAGCCUGCGGAGGCGCGCGCGAGUGUGUGAAGAGAAAACCUCAGUUCUCAGAGCCACUAGAAUAAACUUCUCGCUGAGGCUCGGCCCUCUCGCCUCCCGCAGCCUUUCCUCGGUCAGCGGAAACCCGAGGGCAGCUGGGGCCGGCCUUCUAGGCUGGCGGGGCCCUGCGGAACCGGUCCGCCUGACCCGACUGCGCUCGCGUGGGAAAGCGGAGGCUCGGCCGGCCUGGCUGCGCUUCCCCAGCCCCGGAGCCGCGGCAUCCCGGCCUGCCCGUCGGCCCUCGCGCGCCGCCGCAUUUCCCGCGCUCUCGGCCCGCACGUCCCGGCGCGGCCCGCACGUCUGGGCGCGGCCGGCGCGGCUCCGUGCGGCCCCGCCUCCGGCUCCGGUUCCGGCUCCGGCUGCGAGAGGGAGGGCGGAGGCCCUCGGCGAGGGGAUGCGCGGCGCUGACCGACUGCCAUCUUGGGACUUGCGGUCCAUUCGAGCAUAAGUUGACACAACUGGUUCCUGAGCAGAAGGGAAGAUGAGGCUUGGAGAAGAAAGAAGGGCUAGGGAGAAAUACGGCCUCUCACUGUUGUGGCCUCUCCUGUUGCAGAGCACAGGCUCUGGGCGCACAGGCUCAGUGGCAAUGGCUCACGGGCCCAGCCACUCCACGGCAUGUGGGAUCUUCCCGGACCGGGACACGAACCCGUGUCCCGUGCAUCUGCAGGUGGACUCUCAACCACUGCGCCACCAGGGAAGCCCAAUAAACUGAAUUUUUAAAGUUAGCAUUUAAAUGUUUGUGUAAUGAGGACCGUAUCAAAGGCAAUUGCUUGGAAUAUGGAAAUUUCCCAUAGAAACGUAGUUGCAUUUUUAGAUCAGUCUACAAAUUGCCUGCUUGGUCCGUAACCUUGCCAAGUUGUGAUAACACAGCCAUUUAUUGAAUAUUUGCUAGUUUGAACCCUGUAAUAAGUUCUUCACAUAAAUUUAGUUCUCAGGAUUACCUUAUUAAGUAGUUAUUAUCACUGUCAUUUUACAAAUAGAAAGCUUGGACUUAGAGAGGUUAACUGAAUCUCUCAAGGUUACCUGGUCAGUAAUAGCACAGCUGUGACUGGAGCCAGUCCUAUCUGGCUCUACACUUUACAUUGUUCAAAACUGACUCUGACAGUGCAGAUGGUAUUAUUCCUCAGUUAAUAACCUUGGGAGUCUGUAAGGGAAAAAUAUGGGGGAGGAAAAUAAAAAAGGAGGAAAGUUUCCUAUUUCUUCAUCACACAACCAGUCUGGAAUAUCAUUGCUAAAAAUUUUUCUUUGUGUAUUCUGAGUUUUCUUUCUUCACACAUUUCCUGCUGACCCAGAGGUCUUCCUCAAUGUUUCAGGUUCUCAGUGUCUUAAUUUUUAAAAAAUUCUCUGUGGACCCCUACUUAGACCUUCAAAGUUCUUCAUACAUCUUUCUCUGCCUAGUCAAAAUAGCUAUUACUUUAGGACAUGUGGGAGUAUAAAACUACACUGAAGUUGAAGCAAUUCUUGCUAACAUGUGAAUGAUGGAUAGAUGUUGGAUUCUUCUUUCAUGUAAGCAUUCUGAAAAAAUUACUCAGCCUAAGUGAAUAUGUAAGGUUUAAAAUUUCAGGCCUUGAAGCCAUGUAAGUAAAACAGUUAUUUUCCAUAGAAGCUUCAACGUAUGAAGAGAAGGGAUUUAGAAAUACAUGCGGUGGUGGUGUGUGUGAGAUGUAAGAGAUUGUGCAGGCAGCUGUGCCUGAGAAUCAGCUUCUU